Molecule: messenger RNA, 2732 nt
Organism: Agrilus planipennis (emerald ash borer)
Lineage: Eukaryota; Metazoa; Arthropoda; Insecta; Coleoptera; Buprestidae
Gene: Sse
Product: separin
Exons: 10
Coding region: 54-1874 (606 amino acids)
Biological process (GO): meiotic chromosome separation; proteolysis
Cellular component (GO): centrosome; cytoplasm; mitotic spindle
Molecular function (GO): cysteine-type endopeptidase activity
Source: RefSeq, a predicted model, not a curated record
GUUAAUUCCAGUUAAUUAUUAAAGAACAGAAGGUCAGCUGAUGAAGUAGAAAUAUGGAAGAAAAUAAAACUAUUCAAGAAAUAUUAAACUGCAUGCAAAACAUUCAUUUUCCUUGUGGACUUGUGUAUAAGAAUUUCAAUAAAUUAAAAGCGUUGCUUUGUGCCGAAAAUAAUGAAUUAGAUCGAAUAUACUAUUUGGUAGAAUCGCUAACACCUGCCCUAAGGUUAAAAUCAGCACUUCGAUAUGAAAGAGUAACAGAGAAUGAAAAUUAUGAAAUAAGUUCAUUGCCAUUGAAUAAAGCCAAUAUUAAUUUUAAAUGUAAUACAACAAAUGUAAUGGAUAAUGUUCAAAAUCUCUUAAAAAGAAUAGAAAAUCUUCCAAGUGAAUGGACACUAGUUCAAAUUUCUUCACAAUUAAAUAUCAAGGAAAGAUUAGAAACUGGUCUUGAUAUGACCUAUACAAAUCCACUAGAUAUAAUAGUCUUUAAUUGUGGUCAAACUAAAAUUAAACCAUUUUGUGUUACUGCCGCUGUUCCAAAGGAUGAAGUAGAAAAUAAACCUAUUGAAAUAUGCAGCGAAAUGUGUUCAAUAGUAAAAGACAUUAAAAACGUCACAGAAAAAUUUUUAUUGAGCUAUAAAGCUGGCCGGUUUAAAAAUGCAACUGCAACAAAAACGUAUAACGAAAUGCGUUCAGAAUUAGACAGUAGAAUGAAGGAAGUUAUUAAGGUGGUACAGGAUCGCUGGUUAGGCUUCUGGAGGUGUCUCCUAAUUGGGAAUUAUGUUUCUUCAGAAAAGGAAGAAGAAAUUACUAAAAUUGUAGAUGACUUCUUGAGCGAAAUUAAAAUUUCUGUUGCAGAUAAAGUCAGAAAUAUUUUAAGGUAUGUCAUCAAAGGCACUUCACAUUUAUCAGUUAAAGAACUUAGAGAUGCUAUGAAGUAUCUGUUUCCUGGCAAAGAAAAACUUUUUUAUACUAAACUGGUAAAGAAAAUUAAAGAUUUCACCGAAUCACACUAUGUUGGUGCAUUUAACUCCCAAAAAAGACAUCCAGUAAUACUUAUUGUUGAAGAGUCUCUUGAUGUUUUUCCAUGGGAAAUGCUGGACAUAAUCCAGGAACAUUCUGUGUCGCGAAUGCCUUCUUUUCAUUUCACCUAUGGAUUAUUUAAAGAACAUGAAGAUUCGAUUAUCAACGGCUUUAAAAGGAACAUCUCAUGUGAUAAGGGGACUUAUGUGAUUAAUCCCGGUUUAGAUUUAAAGAAGAUGGAAGUUCGUUUGACGAAUUACUUUAAGUAUUGGACGCCGCAAUGGAAAACUGGCAUAGUUGGGCGAGCACCUUCAGCAACUGAAUUUGAAGAACUGUUAACAUCAAACGAUAUUUUUGUGUAUUCUGGUCAUGGAAGUGGGAGUCAAUACCUUCCUGGUGAUAAAAUCCAACGCUUACGAGUAAACGGUGUUGUAUUUUUAUUUGGUUGUAGCAGCGUCAAACUGCAGUCAUUGGGACCCCAAGUGGAAAUGCACAGCUCCUUUCAAAUGUAUUUAAUUGCUUGCAGUCCAUGUGUUGUCGGGGCAUUGUGGGAAGUAACAGAUACAGACACAGAUAUUCUCUGUGCCGAUUUUCUAAGUUUAUGGAUUCCAUCAGAGGCUCCACAUCAUUGGAAACAAAUUGACCAGAGAAGAUGGGAGAGAGGCGAAACAGUUGUACCGAAUGAACAAAAAAACGUGCCAAAGUACUUUACUAAACAUGAACCCGAACUUCUGAAAGCAUUGAGCAUGUCUCGAAAAGCGCCCAAGUAUUUCACUACAAAGGCUUCGUUUGUUGUUAGAGGAUUGCCAGUUAAGAUAGCAACUCAUUCAAAAAAGGAGAAUUGUACUACAUAGGAAUUAGAAUACUUCAGUUUUUCAGCAACUUCUUCGAGGAAAAUGGCUUUACUGACCAGGUAAGACAAAUAACACCGCCGAUUUUUAAAAAACUUGUGUAGUUUCGUACACAUUUAUGUCGAGGCUUUUCAUGGUGGCCUCUAACGGUUGGUGGUAAUACCUAUUUCUGUAAGGUUUAAAACAAUUUGUAAUCUGAUUGGUAGUUUCUUUUGUUCUUAUUUUAUAUCGUAUCAUUAGGUUGUCUGCUUUACAAAACCAUUAAGAAAACUUUGUGAAUUUAUACUCACAGCAGACGUUAAGAAAGAAGCAUAUUACUUUUUUUGUUAAUAGAAUGUCGAACCACCGAACCACCCGCUAUUUUGUUAGAAUUGGAUGUAUUACAAAAUUUCAGUUUAUCUAAUUUUUUUCUGAAAAAAUCAAAUUAGCGCUUAUAGCGCCACUACAUUUGUUGACUCUAUGAUGAGAGUUCAUAGAGAACAAAGAUUCAAGAGAAUAUCGAUUAAAGAUUCUAGAGAAAUGAGGAAGAAUAUUUAUAGUAAGAACAGACGUAAAAUAAUUAAUGUUGACUCGGUUAAUUGCUUUUUCUUCUACACUCUAUAGGUUUUUUCUUCAUGGUUAUCUAUAUAUCCGCAACAUAAAUUGACAAUUAUUUAUGAAUCUAUGAAUUUUAUAGAUCUUGCUGUGUUCCACGAUCUUGUCCAGCUACACUUUUCGCGAGUCUAGCGUUACUUCCUUUCAGACAGGGUAUAGUGGGUUAUUUGGAAUAGGAGCUAUAGGCGACGGCCCAGCUUGCCUUGGCGAAAUCUGUCCGAUCUUCUCUACCAAUUUGUCGUUAGUCCUUGUAAUUGCACUAUUCGC